Molecule: messenger RNA, 3316 nt
Organism: Cyprinus carpio (common carp)
Lineage: Eukaryota; Metazoa; Chordata; Actinopteri; Cypriniformes; Cyprinidae
Product: macoilin-like
Exons: 11
Coding region: 833-2767 (644 amino acids)
Biological process (GO): neuronal signal transduction
Cellular component (GO): rough endoplasmic reticulum membrane
Source: RefSeq, a predicted model, not a curated record
UCACCUGAACGGCUCGCGCUCGGCUAUUCAUAGCGCGCUGAACGGAUUGACGCAAACAAUAAACAAACAGCAUCUCCUUAUAUGAUGACAAAUCAGGGCUCAGUUCAGAGCUAAUGCUCGCUGUGAUUUAAUGGAUGCAUACAAGGCCGAAUCUAUAAUAUUUUUCUUGUUAAAACAGUGCAGCGGGCCAUGUUGCUAACAAAAUAUUUUGAUAACGACAAUAUCCUCCGAUUGAAUUUAGCGCUGCAUAUUAAGAAAUGCUACAGUAUUUUACUGAUUUCAUGCUCUGGUAUUAGUAAACCUAGCUUUUAUUAAUGUAGCGUCAGCUUACAUAGUCAUGUUAUUUCUUCAUGACAAUACGAUGUCUGAAAAACAGACUGUCUGAAAACACAGACAAAUUAACAAGGGCCUCUGACUAGACAAUAUGCGCGAGGGAAUGUCGUUUAUGUAACAGUACGUUUUCUCAGGGUUUAUUUUGCUGUACAAUAUGAAUUAUCAUUAUUCAUAUUAAUAUAAUAUUUGAUAGGAUUCAGAGCUGUGUUCGUAAGUUGUUGGUGCAUUUGCAAUUUGAUCAGGUUCGCUGAUUCCAGACUACUGUUUCUAGGGAGGUAAACACACAACAGUGUACUAUGAACUAACCGCGUCUCUUAUUUAGUGUAGUGAUCUGGACAAUAGCCUGCUGUGUUUACACGCUUGAUAGUGAAACGAACGUGCGCAGAUUUCUCCCGAAACGGUUUCUUGUUCUUUAAAUAGCCAUGGCAACACUGUAGAUUCGACGUUUAGGUGCUGAUGCAGAAGAUGAAAUGUUGCCGUGGUUACCAAACACAAAGGGAUGUGGAAGGCAGAAAGCCCGAACAAAGGAAUGGAACACAACAGACUGUGCGACCAAAACAUGGAUUGUUACGUCUUCAAGAGCUUAUUUUCUGUGCCUUUACAUUUUGACGCGUACUCUGUUCUGAAGAUCAUGAUCGUCUGGAUGCUGGUGCUGUUAGCUGACUUUAUUCUGGAGUUCAGACUAGAAUACCUGUGGCCAUGUUGGCUCUUUCUAGGGACCGUCUACACCACAUUCCACUGUCAUGGACUGGCCAUCUGUGUGGUUUUUGUGUGUGCGGCAUUUACCCUGGACUUAUUCUGUUUCAUUUUUGUACCCUUACACUGGCUGUUUUUUGCAGCCAGCACAUAUGUCUUACUCAACUAUAUGUGGCAUACAGAAAAGGGAAUCUGUAUGUCAUCUGUGACAUUAUGGAUACUCUUAGUGUAUAUGGAGGCCUCUCUACGGUUGCGGGACCUGAAAAGCCCUCAUGCAAAUCUGUCCCAUCUAUUUGCUGCACACUGCAUUGGUUAUCCAUUAGUGUACAUGGGAUUUGAUGCAACAUGCUACUUCUCCAGUAUGUUUAAGAUGCGCCCUCCCAAAUCAGCUCAGAGCGAGAACGACCUCCACAUGGAUCUCCUGCAGCAAUCCCUACCUCCUUCCAUGCAUCUCUACCCAAAAUUAUGGGUGGAAGAUCCCAAAUAUAAGGUGGCCAAAUCCAGGCCGAUGCAAUACCAGUGUCCAUCCAAUUCCAUCACCACAGAGGACAAACAAAACAUGGAAGACUGCCUUCAAAUCCACAGACUUCCUGCGAGACCCGAAAGAGAUGCAAAUCCACAAACCCCAGGACUCAAGCACCGUGGAGGGGAACUUCAUUUGGACUCUACAUCCAUGCUAGAAAUGACUGAAAACCUACCUCAGGAGGAUCAGAGCAGCAAAGCUCAAAGACCCUCCAAGAGCUCCUUGCCUAAAGUGCAUCGAGGUUCAGUGAAUAUCCCUAACAGCAAAGGGGAGAAGAGGCAGAAAACCCCCAAAGCCAUCAACACAAUAGGGGACUCUGUUGAAAGGUGCUCGUCAAACAUCUCCCCGAUUCCUCUGAACCCACAUGCUGAGCAGAUGCUGAAGCUGGAGCAAGAAAUGAGGAAGGUGAAGGGAGAGCUGCAGGCGAGCAGACAGAGCGAGCAGGAGCUGCGCAGUCACAUUUGUAAUCUGACCAACAGUGAACACAGUCUGCGCCCUGAAGUCUCUCUGCUCAGACAUGCAAAUGAACUGCUGCAAAACAAGAUUCAGUGUCUUACCAAAUCCAGACAGAAGGACAAACAAAACUGUUCCUUGCUGGAAAAGAAAAUCAGAAUGGAUACAGAGGCUCGAGUUGCAGUAGAAAAACAACUCACAGAAGUCAGAACCCAAAAAUUUGAUGAAGCAACGAUUUUACUUCGAAGCGCAGCACUCAGGCAAGAACACAGUGAAACUCAAAUGUUGAGGAAAAAAGCUAAAGAUCUAGACUCAGAGUACAAACAACUACAGCUGGAAUAUCAGGAGAAAGAAAAUCGAAUGAUAGCUCUAGAGAAUGAAGUGGAGGUAAAGAACGCGACCCUCCAGAGGAACAGAUGCACGGAGCAGGAAGCAGACGCUUUGCUCUCAGCUCUCUCCUCCUUGCAGGACAAGGCUCAGCAUCUAGAGUACAACCUGAGUGCAGAAACCCGUCUCAAGCUAGACCUCUUCUCAGCGCUCGGAGAUGCACGCAGACAGCUGGAGAUUGCACAAGUUAAAAUUCUGAAACAAGACCACGAGGUCAAAGAAAUGAAGCAGAAGCUUGCUGAAGCGAUGGCCGUGGCUCCAGGUAUGUCGUACAUGGCCCCUAGGUCCUCUAUGCCUCAGUACCUCAAGUUCUUCAACUCUGAGCGCUACAUGCUAAGUCCCAGAGCGCUCAUGUACCAGUGUCUCAAGAAAUAAGACCAGCGAGGACAAAGAGGAUUGUUUUGACUCGACAUUCUGAACACGAGGGCAUCUCUGCUUCAAGGUUUGCCUGAAAACUUUGCCUUUUGACAAUGCCAACAGCCUCUGGUGAGUCUUCAGCUGUGUUUACUGAUUUCAGCAGAGACACUGAGGCCGCUUAUAGGUGACCUUGCUUUGAGAUUCAUUCCAGAUGAAAUCAAAGUUGACUGUAAAUAUAUUGUUGACCAGCGGAUGACCAUCGAAUGCUGAGCAAACCACUGCAAACUGCAUCAAUGGCAAGAUAGCAGUAUAAUGAAAAGUGUGAACUUGAUGAGGAAAACAGUUCAUUGUGAGGACAAGAUAUCCUGUGUUGGGUUUAAAACGAAGAGGCUUUUCUUCAGCCAUGACAAUAACAGGCCAAUGCCUCACUUGGUCAUUCUGUGCCUCAUUAUUUAUGUGAAUUCAAUUUAUAUAACAAGCCAAUAUCAAACGUAAGUCAGUAUGUGAAUAUUUGAGUGCUUUGUACCGUUUUGUAUUCUUUUUACAUUACACACGUUAUAACAGAAU